Molecule: messenger RNA, 1060 nt
Organism: Asparagus officinalis (garden asparagus)
Lineage: Eukaryota; Viridiplantae; Streptophyta; Magnoliopsida; Asparagales; Asparagaceae
Exons: 4
Coding region: 451-849 (132 amino acids)
Source: RefSeq, a predicted model, not a curated record
UCUGGUGUUUGGUUUAAAAGAAAACAAAAAAGAAAACGAAAAUCAUUUUCACUGCAGAAAAACAGACACAUAAUUUUUCGUUCCCCAUUUCUCUCCGCUGCCCUUGUGAAAACGAGGGAGAGUGACGGAAAAAAUCCCCCGACGCGAUCGCGACGAUCCUGAUCUCUCCUCGUCGCCAAACUCGAGUCCCCUCUCUCUCUCUCGGAAAAAAUCCCCCGACGCGAUCGCGGCGAUCCCGAUCUCUCCCCCCAAAUUAUCAUCCUCGGCUCCCGCCUCCCGCCUCCCGCUGUUGAGCCGACGCCGACGCAUCCUCGGCUCCCACCUCCCGCCUCCCGCUGUCGAGCCGACGCCGACGCCGAGAUAAGGUAAGGUUGUCUUUGGUGAUAUCUUUGAUCUUUUCGGAACCGCUCCAGAUUCUACUGCAGGUUUCUCUUGGAUCUCUCUGUCAACAUGAAUACAAAUUCAUCCGAGGCCGUUCAUAUGGAUUCACAACUUGGAAGUCAAUCAAGUUCAAAGAAAAAUAUUGUAUGGACAGAGAAGAUGGAUAUUUGCUUAACUGAAACAUUGAGAGAACAAGUGCACAAAGGGCAAAAGCCCGAUCGAAGUUUCUCAUAUCAUGCUUAUCAAGCAACAUGUGCAGAGUUAUAUGCUAAAUGUGGAAUAAAGGUUGAAGUGGAUCAUAUUAAAAACCGAUUGAAGACACUUAAAAAAGAUAUGGGCGCAUUUCAAGACAUGCAGAAUUCUUCUAGUGGAUUUGCAUUUAAUCGAGUGACAAGGAUGAUGGAUGCGGAGCCAAAAGUUUGGGAAGAUUACAUAAAGGGGAUGAAGGAUGCGAGAUUGAUGUUUUGAUGGGCUCACUAAAGUCAAAAACCAAGGACUUCGGCAUAUUUUUCUCUCUCUUUGGUUAAGAUUCUCUAUAUAUGAAAUUGAUUGUAAUAGAUUUUGUUGGUUAAGAUUUUUUUUAUGAAAUUGAUUGUAAUAGACUUUGUGACUAGAAAUGGAUUAUACUUUAUAUUAGGAAUAUCAUGACAUUUACUUUUGAUUUGUUUUGGUUCUUUCA